AUGGCGAUAGUGGCUGCGGUUGGUUGGAUGCCGGCAGACGGAAUCGCGACGGCAUAUACCGGCGACUGCGCUGUAGCUGCUCGAUGGACAACCGCUAUACAUCUGCUUAUCAACUUGCUGAGCAGCUUGCUGCUGGGCGCCAGCAAUUAUUGUAUGCAGCGGCUAGUUGCACCCACAAGGAAGGAGAUUGAUAGCGCGCACGCUCAGAAGAAAUGGUUGGACAUCGGCGUGCCGAGUGUCAGAAACUUGACCUUAAUCAGCAAAGCGAGAAUGGCACUUUGGGUACUCCUGGUUUUGAGCAGCGUGCCUUUGCACUUUCUCUACAACUCGGUCGUGUUCGAAACAUUAGCAGCCAACGACGUCGACUUCCUCGUGGUGGCACCCGAAUUCUUUACAGUCAAGCAUAGUUGGAGCCCCUUGAUGUUUAAUUCGACAGGCGACAACUAUAUUACUAGACUGCAGGAGACUGUCCUAGAUGACAAGUACCUUGAUCGGUCAGUUUUCGAAAACAUCACGGGAGCUGAAUGUCUCCAACGCUAUAGCGCAUCCUUUAUUACUGGCGGAGGGACGGUCUUCGCCGUUCCGGUCCCUGACUUUCUAGCGAUGAGAGGCAUGAAUGCUUCGGAUUCACUGUCGUGGGCCACCUCGGGUAGUGGGGAGAUUGUGUCGGAGGUUGACUACUCGUACUGUUUGAGCCAAAUUGUGCCGUCCAAAUGUCAGGUGCAAUUCAGUUUGACAAUCCUCUACGUCGUUAUCGCGAGCAACAUCCUCAAAAUCCUGGUUAUGAUUCUCAUACUAUGGCGCCUCAACCAGGAGACCGUCGUCACAGUUGGAGACGCCAUCAAAUCCUUCCUUCAGCUACCUGAUACCACCACCGAGGACUGCUGUCUCAUGUCACGCCGGAACGUCGACAGAGUGUGGAAAGUGCCUGCAGUCCGUUCGAGCCAGCGCUUCCAACCCAAGCACAGGGAGUCAUGGUUUGGAGCAUGUAGCACAAGGAGGUGGAUUGUUUCUCUGUUUUCGUAUGCCGUCGUGAUCACCCUCGCUGGCUGGCUGUACAGUUUAGCGGCGAUUCAAGGCGAGGAGUACGGGCGAAACGGAUUCGGCAGGGUCAAUGUCAACUAUCUCAUCGAUGUUUUCCUCCCAGGCGGUCAGACAUCCAUCAUUCCCUACGUCCUGUUGGCCAAUUUGCCGCAGGCCGUGAUUUCCUUCCUCUAUCUUACCUACAACGGCCUCUUCACGUGCAUGCUCGCCAAUCGCGAGUGGUCGCAAUAUUCCGUCAAGCGAGCAACACUCCGUGUGACGCUCCCUUCCGGAACUCAACGCUCGACGUAUUUCUUGCAGCUCCCCUAUAGCUUCAGCGUCCCGCUUCUCCUCGCAAGCGUCCUCCUCCACUGGUUCGUCUCGCAGUCUAUCUUCCUAGCCCGUGUCGCCGUGUACAAGGACGGCACGCUGGUCACUAUGGCAGAUCGCUUGGGUAUGUACAAGCAUCUUUCUAAAUCCGGAAACGGCGUCUUCUCUGGAGUGGGAUACUCAAACACCGCCCUUGUGGCGAGUAUCGUGUGGGGCUCCGUUCUUGUCGCGACCUGCCUGCUCGUUGCUGGAAUCUGUACAUACCCCAAGGGGCUGCCGAUUGGCGGGACGAAUAGUGCGGUAAUCAGCGCGGCGUGCCAUGUGAAGUAUGAGGAUGAAGCAGUGGAAAAGGGGGGUGAAGACAUCGCAAAACGACCGUUGAAAUGGGGCGUUACGAUUGCGGGUGGGAGGGAGCAGAUCGGACAUUGCUGCUUCAGCAGUGAUGAGGUGGAGGACCCGAAAGUUGGGUUCCUUUACGCUGGUGCCCGGGUGAGGGCGAAAGAUGCGUGA
Trematosphaeria pertusa is the source of this 1863-nucleotide messenger RNA. RefSeq lists its product as uncharacterized. The record is from RefSeq and is a predicted model, not a curated record. The transcript has 5 exons. Lineage: Eukaryota; Fungi; Ascomycota; Dothideomycetes; Pleosporales; Trematosphaeriaceae. The coding region runs from base 1 to 1863 and encodes 620 amino acids.